AUGCUUCUGAAGAAGCUAAAGAAUUUAACGAUAUCAGUCAAGGUUUAUGUAUGCGUGAACCAAGUGAUAGUGUGCUACUAUAUGGUGUCGUUGCCUUUCGAAUUGGGAUUCGUCGAUGCGCGAAUCCUCGAGGCACUGCCGCGCGCGGCGGCGCCGCGGCGCGCCGCGCCGUUCAGGUGCUCCUGUUUGCGGGAAUUACUGCGAAACUCGAUUUCUUCCACACGUCAAUCCGUCUUGCUUGCAGGCGGAAUUUUCAGCGCGUGAAAAUCUGCACGCGCCCCACGUCGAUUGGAAAACGUCAGGAAUCGCCGGGCGAUGUUCUAUCUGGACGGAAGAGACGCCGCCACCGCCGCCAAGUACGACUCGUCGUCGCCCAACGCCGAGGAGAAUUUCGGCUGGCGGUUGAACGAUCGGGGGAUCAUAGUAUCGCCCAGAUCGCGUCGCGUCAAGGAUCAUCGAUCACCCGCGUCGAUCCUGUCCUACUCGAGCGACUCGAACGAUUCGGAUAGCUGCAACUUCGCGCGGGACGUAUCGCGGCGGGAGCAGGAGAGCGGAAUCUACGAGAAAAUCGAGCUGAUUUCGUUCACGCGGGAUGAUCUUGAUGUCGAUUUGAUCGAGACGGACGCCAUCAAAGGAACGAGCAGCUCGCCCGCGACUGCGACCGGCAGCGGACGCAGCAUCGACGAAGAAUGCAUCACUCCCGUCUGCUACACCCCGGAGAGACUGAUCAAAUCGCAGGAAUAUCGGAUACUCAUACCGUCCCCUCGUCGCUUCACUUCCUCCCAGGUGAGAUUCACGCCGGAGAACGAGAGCUGCAGAGACUGGAGGUCCCGCCGAAAACGGUUGAGCCGCCUCAUCGAUUCCAGGCAAAUCGGUACAACGCAGCUGAGAACACUUCUAAACUUACUGAGCACGGAUACGAGAGCAUACUCGAUCUCCUCGUCCAUUUCCGAGCGCCGACAAUGGGCCGCCGACGAUUCUAACGCGUCCGUGAGAUCGAACAAUGAUCCCUCCACCGACGGAGACUGCGGUGUGCGAAGUAUGAGGACGGCCGACAGCAGCGAAUCAAGCUACGACAGACUAAACUCCACCUGGGACGACUGCAAGGGUGCAACCACCGGGCCCUCCUCCCUGGAGGACACUUCCGGUAUACAGAGCUACGAUUGCAGCUUGGAGAGCCAGAACAACGGGCAAGCGAUGUGCCUCUGCGACGAGUUGGCGAUCGCGUCGAAGGAUCGCGCCGUGAAUUUUGGAAAUGGUCGAGGUAUCGCCAUCAACGAAGUGGCGUCUAUCCUCGAAGGUUUUCGGAGCGAUCCCGGGAAGGCGACGAUUCUCCUCAAGGAGGAGGAUCGUUUCUGCGAAGGCACAUCCACGCACGACCAAUUAACCAGAUUGGCUUUGGCCAUCGAGACGGACGUGGAAGCGCCGACGGUUCCCGACGAUCCGAACAAUUGGAUACACCAUCUCCGCGAUAGAAUAGAACGGCUGCAGCUCGCCAAUAAAGAGAUCCACGGGGAUAUACGCGGUUUACGUACAAACUUUCAGUGCGACGAAAAAAAAGCGAUCAAUUUGUCGAGUGACACAAUGAGGUUGCUAGAAGACAUUCACGACUUGAGAUAUUUCGAUGACCUGGUGAAGCUCUUGGAAGGGGAACUCGAGAGAAUAUCCAGAAGAAAUUGGCCGUUCGUUCUGGGAAACAGCAGGCCUCACGAAGAGAUGAAUCUAAUCAUCUGAUCUCUAACAUCAUGACCGUAAUUUCAAAGAUAGUCGCGAAUGGUCGAUGCGCAGGAUAAAAGGAUUUUCUUCGGGAAAAGGAAAUGUAAAUGAUGACAGCCUCUUCUUUUCAAUCUCUUUGAAUUCGAUGUUCAAAGGGAAAGUACCUCUUCUCUUGGUACUCAGUGACUUAAAUAUUUUUAUGAAAAUACUAAGUAAUUCGGAAUAACAUAAAUGUGAGCAAUCUCUAAGAAUAAUUAUGCAGAAUUAGCACAAAAGAUAGAAUUAUAAAUUUCUCGAUCUUUCAAAACAAGCAAGAUGAUCUCACCUCUUGGCAGGGAAAUGAAUAUUACGAUUUCGUAUAAUAUUCUAUCAAAAUGAAUCUUGUGCAAAUAAUUAUUAGGGUAAAACUUGCAAAUUGUGAUAUAUUUCGAAUGGAUCUUACGUCUUAUUCUCUUUGAAGAAUUUUCAAUAAACGUCGAAGUCUUUUUUUUUUAA
Messenger RNA from Wasmannia auropunctata (little fire ant), 2211 nucleotides. RefSeq lists its product as uncharacterized. Lineage: Eukaryota; Metazoa; Arthropoda; Insecta; Hymenoptera; Formicidae. The record is from RefSeq and is a predicted model, not a curated record.